AUGGCACACUCUGCAGAGGAUUACUAUGACAUGCCCGUCGAGAUGCUGCCGUCUGCAAACUUCGCAGGCCGCCCUACGAGCGACAUCAGCAUAGGCAUGUACGACGGGCUCUGGGAUUUGAUGUUCUCACCCUCCUCUUAUUCAUCCGAAGACGAAGCGGCAGAAGAAGGCAACGAAGCCGCUCUACAACUACGAAACCCGCCGAGAUCACCUCCUUCGCCGACGCAAUUAGAGUCGCCAAGUAACGUCACCGACGCUCAGAUAUGA
Messenger RNA from Alternaria viburni, 267 nucleotides. RefSeq lists its product as uncharacterized. Lineage: Eukaryota; Fungi; Ascomycota; Dothideomycetes; Pleosporales; Pleosporaceae. The transcript is spliced from 2 exons. The record is from RefSeq and is a predicted model, not a curated record. The coding region runs from base 1 to 267 and encodes 88 amino acids.